Ostreococcus lucimarinus CCE9901 is the source of this 1593-nucleotide messenger RNA. RefSeq lists its product with no specific name. The coding region runs from base 1 to 1593 and encodes 530 amino acids. Gene Ontology annotation, molecular function: ATP hydrolysis activity; ATP binding; ATP-dependent protein folding chaperone. The transcript has a single exon. The record is from RefSeq and is a predicted model, not a curated record. Gene Ontology annotation, biological process: protein folding. NCBI's taxonomy places the organism in Eukaryota, Viridiplantae, Chlorophyta, Mamiellophyceae, Mamiellales, Bathycoccaceae. Gene Ontology annotation, cellular component: cytosol; chaperonin-containing T-complex.
AUGGCGACCGCGGCGGGAAACGCCGACGCGUCGGUCCUGCGCGAGGGCGCGAGCGAGGAAAAGGGCGAACACGCGCGCCUGGCAUCCUUCGUCGGCGCGAUGGCGAUCGGGGACUUGGUGAAGUCAACGCUCGGGCCGAAGGGGAUGGAUAAGAUCCUGCAGAGCGUGCAGAGAGGACGGAACGUGACGGUGACGAACGAUGGAGCGACGAUCUUGAAGUCGAUAUACGUCGAUAACCCGGCGGCGAAGGUGCUGGUGGACAUCUCAAAGGCGCAAGACGACGAGGUCGGGGACGGGACGACGUCGGUGGUGGUGUUCGCGAGCGAACUUUUGAGACAGGCGGAACAGUUGGUGAAUCAACACGUGCACCCGAUGACGAUUAUUCAAGGGUUUAGAGAGGCGUGCGAGGCGGCGAAGGCGGCGCUGGAGCGCGCGGCGAGCGAUAACGCCGGGGACGAGGCGAGAUUCAGGCAAGACUUGACCAACAUCGCGAAGACUACGCUGAGUUCGAAAAUCUUGACGAACGACAAGGAACACUUCGCCAAGCUCGCUGUGGAUGCGGUGCUGCGAUUGAAAGGGUCAGGAGACCUAGAGAUGAUUCAAAUCAUUCAGAAACCGGGUGGAAGCUUGAAGGAUUCGUUUUUAGACGAAGGAUUCAUCUUGGACAAGCGUUUUGGCGUCGGACAACCGAAGAGAAUCGAAAACGCGAAGAUUUUGAUCGCCAACACGCCCAUGGAUACGGAUAAAAUUAAAAUUUACGGUGCGCGCGUGCGAGUGGACUCCAUGACCAAGGUUGCGGAGAUUGAACAGGCGGAGCGCGAGAAGAUGAAGCGCAAGUGCGAAAAAAUCAUCGGCUACGGCAUCAACUGCUUCAUCAACCGUCAAUUGAUUUACAACUACCCCGAACAAAUCUUCACCGAAGCGGGCGUGGCUGCGAUCGAACACGCCGACUUUGACGGCAUCGAACGCCUGGCCUUGGUCACGGGUGGCGAUAUUUGCUCGACGUUUGACAACCCAGAGGACGUUCAGCUCGGCUCCUGCGACUUGAUUGAGGAGGUAAUGAUCGGUGAGGAUCGCUUGAUUCGAUUCAGCGGCGUUGCCAAGGGUGAGGCGUGUACGAUCGUUCUUCGAGGGGCGUCAGAGCAUAUCUUAGGUGAGGCUGAACGCUCGUUGCACGACGCCCUGUGCGUCUUGACGUCGACGGUGAAGGACAGCAGAGUCAUUUACGGCGGCGGUUGCUCGGAGAUGAUCAUGUCCAAAGCCGUGGAAGAGCUCGCAGCGAAAACGCCAGGGAAGAGAUCGUUAGCGAUGGAGUGCUUUGCCAAGGCUUUGCGCGCUAUCCCGACCAUCAUCUGCGACAACGGCGGCUUGGAUAGUUCUGAGCUCGUAUCGCAAAUGCGCGCCGCGCACGCUGCGGGGAAGAAGAACACCGGUAUCAACAUCUUGACGGGCGAAGUCGGUGACAUGCAACAGUGUGGCGUGGUCGAGUGCUUCCGUGUCAAGCAGCAAGUCCUUCUUUCGGCCACCGAAGCGGCUGAAAUGAUCAUUCGCGUCGACGACAUCAUAAAAUGCACGCCGCGUCAGCGAGAAUAG